AUGGACAUCCACGGAUCUGCACGCUUCCGCCACCGGAAAUCCCCUCCUUCCUCCUACCGCUUCCUCGACGCCUUCUUCUCGCCGCCGCUCCACCACGAAAAGGACAGCAUCCUCGCCGCCGCCGCCGAGGACAGCGAGCUCAACGAGGACGACAUCUUCUCCACCGGCGACUUCUCCUCCGAUUCCUCCCGAAAUCAACAACAGCAAAGACACCACUACCUUCGCAGCUCUCCCUCUCCCUCGACCUCGCCGCGCCACAAGGCCUUCCCCGAUUCGUUCGGAAUCCUCGCGGCGUUGCCGGAGAACAGCUCCGCCGCCGCGCAUCACCAUCACUUGUACCAGAAAACCGCUCUCCCCUCUCCUCCUUCCUCCUCCACCGCCUCGCCCUCCUCCUCGCGCCUCAUCCCCAAACCGCCGCAGGAUAGGUUGCCGUCGUCCUCCUCCUUCUCCAGGCACCAGCACCCGCAGUCGGCGCCAAUCAACGUUCCAAUCCUCGCCUCCGCGAUGGCGAGGAGGCGGAACAGGGAAUUCGACGAGAUUGAUGAGCUGGACGAGGAUGAAGGCUACGACGGCGAGAUGCUUCCCCCGCACGAGAUCGUGGCCAGGACGCAGUCCCCGAUUCUGUCCUGCCCGGUGCUGGAAGGCGCCGGGAGGACGCUUAAGGGGAGGGAUCUUAAACAGGUAAGGAAUGCAAUUUGGCGGAAAACCGGCUUUCUGGAUUGA
Molecule: messenger RNA, 723 nt
Organism: Linum tenue
Lineage: Eukaryota; Viridiplantae; Streptophyta; Magnoliopsida; Malpighiales; Linaceae
Source: the annotation of a GenBank genome assembly